AGACAAAUAAGGACGCAAAGAAUGUGUGUACUGAAGGUUCAAAGGAAAUGGAUGGAAGCACUAAGAAAUCAUCUGUCAUGGACCAAAAGGUAGAGAGUCCUGUACCAGCUCAGAAAUCUGGUUACCUAAAGUCACUACUCUUAAGGAUUUCUCGUAUAUGGCCUCUCAAAUAUGUGUUCAAGAUGCUUAAAAAGAUUGCAGUGUUUGCUGGCCUUUCAGAAGAAGUGGAAAAUGUGGGUAGUGCUGAUCCGCUGACGCCAAACAAACGCAGAUUUUUGAGUGGUAAGAAGAGGAUUGGUCGCUUGGCUAGGCUUAUUCUUCUGGUGACCCCCUACAGAAUACAGUAUGCAUUGGGCUAUCGCACUGGAGAAGGCAUAGGGAAGACCUCUGCUGACGACAUCAGGAAGUCUCCUCUGAAGCCUAGUGGAAAAGGCAGCAAAAGGAAACAGGAUGACUUGGAUAUAGAAGAGCAGCACAGCUGGGUAGCCUUCAUGGCUGAAGAUUUCCCUGAGGAAGACCAAGAAGAUGACCCUACGUAUGAGCCCAGUAAUACGGAGUCUGACUCUGAAGAAAAUAAGUCUGAUAAUGACACUGAAAGUGACCUGGAAGUAGAAGAGGAAGAAGAUGGCAAUGUGAGGCUAAAAGAGACUAUAAGGGGGGAAACUCAAGGCAGUGAAAAACAACAAAAUGCAUCAGAAAGCAAAGAGUCAAGCAAAGAUGGUGAAGACUCAGAACAGAAGAAUCCUGCCCCCACAGAUUGAUCUCCUCCUUGGACAUGAAGUAGCCACGUCUUUUGGAUUCAGUACUCUACCUCAAAACCUGCCUGUUCAGAAUGACUGUAACCCUACAUUAAUUUUCAUAAUGUUAAUAAAAUAUUUUUC
Messenger RNA from Hyla sarda, 881 nucleotides. Its product is annotated as nucleoplasmin-like protein ANO39. The coding region runs from base 48 to 761 and encodes 237 amino acids. The record is from RefSeq and is a predicted model, not a curated record. The transcript is spliced from 8 exons. NCBI's taxonomy places the organism in Eukaryota, Metazoa, Chordata, Amphibia, Anura, Hylidae.